AUGGCGGUUAAAGUGUUCAUCACAGGGGUCACGGGGUACAUUGGUGGUGACACAUUAUAUGCGUUGAAUCAAAAACACCCACAAUGGGAAUACUCUGCUCUGAUUAGAACGCAGGCAAAGGCAGACCAAGUUAAGCAGCAAUAUCCUAAACUUCGCAUCGUUGUGGGAGACCUGGACGACUCUGCGCUGCUCAAGGGGGAAAGCGCAAAGGCCGAUAUCGUGUUGCACACUGCAGAUGCAUCGGACCACGAAGGCGCAGCCAAAGCCAUCGCAUCCGGUCUCGCCGAGGGACACACGCCUUCCAACCCGGGAUUCUGGCUCCAUACCGGUGGUACUGGAAUACUGACGUAUGAAGACUCCAAGAACAAUCGCUUGGGAGAGUGGUCGACCAAGGAAUAUAACGACCUGAGCGGAAUUGACGAGCUGACCCACCUUCCUGAUGAUGCAUUCCAUCGCAAUGUCGACAAGAUCGUACUCGAAGCGGGAACGAAAUAUGCCGAUAGGGUCAAGACGGCGCUGGUUUGUCCGCCCACUAUUUACGGUGACGGUCGUGGCCCCGUCUCCCCACGCUCUCGCCAGGCCUACGAAAUGGCCAAGCUCAUCUUAGAGAAGAGAAUCACACCCAUUGUAGGCGGAGGAAAGGCGAGAUGGAACCACGUCCACGUGCACGAUCUGGCCGCUGCCUUUGUUCUCCUGGCUGAAGCGGCGGUGGCCAAGAACAUGUCGGAUGAGAUAUGGGGCGCUAGAGGCUAUCAUCUCUGCGAGAACGGCGAACAUGUUUGGGCCGACUUGGCCAGAAGAAUGUCCGCGAUCGCAGCGGAAAAGGGUUACAUUUCCCCGAACCCCGCUGAGAAGCAACUCGGUAAAGAUGAGGCUCUCGAGGCGGCAGGAUUCGAGGCAGUAAGUUGGGGUUGGAAUUCGCGUGGAAAGGCCGAACGGUUGGGGAAAUUUCUAGCUUGGGAGCCGAAAGAGAAGAGCAUUGACGAAGAGGCGGGCCGUAUAGUCGAGGCAGAGAAAUCAAGGUUGCAGGGCAAGGUGCCAUCGUCUUGA
Messenger RNA from Exophiala viscosa, 1050 nucleotides. RefSeq lists its product as uncharacterized. The record is from RefSeq and is a predicted model, not a curated record. The transcript is spliced from 5 exons. Bases 1 to 1050 code for a protein of 349 amino acids. NCBI's taxonomy places the organism in Eukaryota, Fungi, Ascomycota, Eurotiomycetes, Chaetothyriales, Herpotrichiellaceae.